Cydia strobilella is the source of this 1326-nucleotide messenger RNA. It is a transcript of the gene mgr, whose product is annotated as prefoldin subunit 3. Gene Ontology annotation, biological process: microtubule-based process; tubulin complex assembly; protein folding. Gene Ontology annotation, molecular function: tubulin binding. Gene Ontology annotation, cellular component: cytoplasm; prefoldin complex. The transcript is spliced from 4 exons. The coding region runs from base 165 to 719 and encodes 184 amino acids. The record is from RefSeq and is a predicted model, not a curated record. NCBI's taxonomy places the organism in Eukaryota, Metazoa, Arthropoda, Insecta, Lepidoptera, Tortricidae.
UCAAAUUCGUUCCGCUGUCUCCUCUCCUCGCUUGUUCCGUAGAACUUGAAAUUUCCUCGGCGAGUAAGAAAAUGAUUGCGGCAUCUUAUAAUAAAAGGUGUUAUACGUCGUGAUAUAAACAGUUGAUGCUGCUGUGAUCGAAUCGAAUAAUUAUUAUAAACAAAAUGGAAGGUGAUGCAGCGGAGUCCGCAAAUGCAAAAUCUUAUUCGGGGAUUCCUGAAGCUGUAUUUGUAGAUAAUGUUGAUGAAUUUAUGAGUUUACCAGAAAACUCUGAAGGUGUAGAUAAAGUAUUACGAAAACUCGACGAACAGCAUGGCAAGUACAAGUUUAUGGAAUACACCCUAGCAACCAAAAGGAGGCGCUUGAGGCAACAAAUUCCUGACUUGGCUAGAUCACUUGAAAUGAUAGAGAAAUUGAAAGCACAGAAGGAAGACAUGGAUACUCAAUUUUUAUUAAGUGACCAAGUUUUUGUUAAGGCUAAUGUACCACCAACUGAAAAGGUAUAUCUAUGGCUUGGAGCCAAUGUGAUGCUGGAGUACUCUUUGGAAGAUGCAGAGAAGUUACUCUCUUCCAAUAUGGCGACUGCUAAGAAAAACUUGGCCUGUGUAGAACAUGAUUUGGACUUCUUACGUGAUCAAUGGACAACCACUGAAGUGAAUAUGGCAAGAGUGUACAACUGGGAUGUGAAAAAACGUCAAGCUGCUAAAGCUAACUCAUAAACUAUGCUAACCAUCACUAUAGCUUUAAAAAAAAAAGGUAGAUUUAGUCAUAAUAUUUUAUAUGAACUAAUGGAACAAAGUAUCUUUGGCAAGUGAUUAUAUGAUUAUUUAAUAUUAAACAGGUGUUUAAUGUCACAAGUUGCCAGAAAUUGCAUUUUAAGGGUAUUCUGCACUAAGUGCAUUUACAGAUUCAAACUUGUUACAUAAUAGGAGUUGAUUUAGCAGAAUAUGUAAUUCUUCAGUUUAAAACACUAAAGAAAUAAAAUCGAAUGCAUUUUAAUGUUCCAGUACAGUAACUAUCCAGUUAUUAAAUAGUGUUACUUUUGUUGUUUUCUAAACUAACAUAUUUUGUUUUUUCACAAUGAACUGAUACCCUGGUGCUUUUAUUAACUUACUGAAUUUAGUUGUACUAUUCAUUGCUAAAUGUUUGUACUACGUACAUGAUGUCUUAGGCAUGUCCAUUUUUUGAUUUGAGAACCCAUAUUCUCAAGUUGGCCAGUUAAGAUUACUAAAUGUUACGGAUUUGCACAUGCAUUAUUUUAUUUACAAUUGAAUUGUUGUGUUCUUCUGUUGUUAACAGGAUUUCGUAAUAAAUGCUUGCUUUUAA